AUGGAAAUUUUGACCGUCUUUAAUUUGCAGGCUAAAAAGCAGGACACGAGCAACAUUACUAAAUGGAAGAAAAAGUGGAGGUUGAAGAAAGAUAAACCAUUAGGUCUGAAUCAAGAUGUGUGGGAUGGGUUUCAAGCUUAUUGGCAGCUCGAUGCUACUGCAAAUAUUGCAUCGAACAAUUCUCUUAAUAGAAAAAGCAAGCGUGGUGGAAAAGGUGAAGCAGUACACAAUGGUGGUGCUAAGACAAGAGAACAACGUGAGAUAGAAAUGUGGAAGACUGCUGAAAGGGGUGGUGUGCGACCAGAUUGGUUAGAUUUGAUGAGGGAUAUGCACACCAAUAAACAAACCGGUGAGGUGCAAGAUCCCGUUGCGAGAGAGCUGUUGGCAACUCUGACAAAGCUGAAGGAGGACAAAGAAGCAGAGCUUCAGCAGUCUCAGUAA
Eruca vesicaria subsp. sativa (arugula) is the source of this 441-nucleotide messenger RNA. The record is from the annotation of a GenBank genome assembly. NCBI's taxonomy places the organism in Eukaryota, Viridiplantae, Streptophyta, Magnoliopsida, Brassicales, Brassicaceae.